Molecule: messenger RNA, 2466 nt
Organism: Diceros bicornis minor
Lineage: Eukaryota; Metazoa; Chordata; Mammalia; Perissodactyla; Rhinocerotidae
Gene: ZNF35
Product: zinc finger protein 35
Exons: 3
Coding region: 1-1584 (527 amino acids)
Biological process (GO): regulation of transcription by RNA polymerase II
Cellular component (GO): nucleus
Molecular function (GO): RNA polymerase II cis-regulatory region sequence-specific DNA binding; DNA-binding transcription activator activity, RNA polymerase II-specific
Source: RefSeq, a predicted model, not a curated record
AUGACUGCAGAAUUGGGAGAGGCCAUGGCCCUGGCCCCUUGGGGCCUAGUGACAGUGAAAAAGGAGGAGGAAGAAGAGGAAAACUUCCUAGGUCAGGCAUCCAGCCAACAAGUGCGCUCUGAGAACGUCAAAGUCUGGGCCCCUGGGGAGGGUCCUCAGACAGGCCUUGAUGUAUCAGAACAGGAGGGAAAGGGUCAGAACAUGUUCUGGGACAUGGCUGUAGUCGUGAAAGCAAUGCAGGAGGCACCUGCUGCUUCAACCCUUGGCAGCUACUCAUCACCAGGGGCUCUGGCCAAGAGCGAGAUCCUGGAGACUCAAGGGAACAUAACCUAUCUAGGUGCUGAAACCAAGAAGCCACAGUUACUGGUUCCAAAAACUGAGAUAUGUGAUGAAGCAGAAAAACCCUUCAUAAUAUCAGAAAGAAUCCAGAAACUUGACCCUCAAGGACCUGAGUUAGGAGAAGCCUGUGAAAAAGGGAACAUGUUAAAGAGGCAGAGAAUCAAGAGGGAGAAGAAAGAUUUCAGACAAGUGACAGUGAAGGACUGUCACAUACCUGAAAGCUUCAAAGAAGAGGAAGACCAGAAAUGUCAGAAAUCUGGGGAAAGAUACAGCCUUAGUUCUGGCACUGUUAAAAAUCAGAAAAGCCAGCCUGGGCAGAAACCUUUUACAUGUAGCGUGUGUGGGAAGGGCUUUAGUCAGAGUGCAAACCUUGUAGUGCAUCAGCGAAUCCACACUGGGGAGAAACCCUUCGAAUGUCAUGAGUGUGGGAAGGCCUUCAUUCAGAGUGCAAACCUUGUUGUGCAUCAGCGAAUCCACACUGGACAGAAACCGUACGUUUGUGCAAAAUGUGGGAAAGCCUUCACUCAGAGUUCAAAUCUGACUGUACAUCAAAAGAUCCACUCCUUAGAAAAAAUCUUUAAGUGCAGUGAAUGUGAGAAAGCCUUCAGUUAUAGCUCACAACUUGCUCGGCACCAGAAAGUCCACAUUACAGAAAAAUGCUAUGAAUGUAAUGAGUGUGGGAAAACAUUUACUCGGAGCUCAAACCUCAUUGUCCACCAGAGGAUCCACACUGGUGAAAAGCCCUUUGCCUGUAAUGAUUGUGGCAAAGCCUUCACCCAGAGUGCAAAUCUUAUUGUGCAUCAGCGAAGCCAUACUGGUGAGAAGCCAUAUGAGUGUAAAGAGUGUGGAAAAGCCUUUAGUUGUUUUUCUCACCUUAUCGUGCACCAGAGAAUUCACACUGCAGAGAAACCUUAUGACUGCAGCGAGUGUGGAAAAGCCUUCAGUCAGCUCUCUUGCCUUAUUGUGCACCAGAGGAUUCACAGUGGGGAUCUUCCUUACGUGUGUAAUGAGUGUGGGAAGGCUUUCACGUGCAGCUCGUACCUGCUUAUUCAUCAGAGAAUUCAUAAUGGGGAAAAACCGUACACAUGCAAUGAGUGUGGCAAGGCCUUCAGGCAGAGGUCAAGCCUCACCGUGCACCAGAGAACCCACACUGGGGAAAAGCCCUACGAAUGUGAGAAGUGUGGUGCGGCUUUCAUUUCUAACUCGCACCUCAUGCGGCAUCACAGAACCCAUCUUGUUGAGUAACAAGUAAAGGAAGAGGAAUACCUCCAGGCAUUGAUCAUAACCUAUUACCCCCAAGUGGGACACUUCUUUGCUGUUUUCUUCCUCCUUUAUAAAAAUGAGGCCUGCUGGGUCUUUAAAAGUAACAGUUUUCGGGAGUGCAUUACGAAACACAAGCAUUUCAGAGGCUAAUUUAAAGAAAAUGAAAACUAAGUACCUAAAGGCAAGGACUUUGUUUUUAGCUGUUCCCUAAGUAGUCAUGUUGUCUGAAAUGGAAUGUGGCUUUCUUAGAAAUGGAUCAUACAAAGCUAAGUGAUAAAGAUCCCAUUUGGGGAAAGGUAUUUUUUACUUAAUUUUGUUGUUAAAACUCUGGUAAUUUCUUGAGCACCAAGCAGGUUACUGGUAUAGGUCAGCCUGGUGGAAUUUUGGAGGUUUGAACCUUGUAUUCUAGUAUUUUGGGCUAAGCAGUGACUAGUUAAGGAAACCACUUGGGGUGGUAAUUCACCAACAAUACACGGAUGAACAUUUAUAAGCUUUCCAUUGCCUAGAUAAUUGAAAAAAAAAAACAUCAAAAAAACCUGUUAACCGUCUCCUGCUCCUAAAAUGGACAGAAGUAGGAAACAGCCGCUUCCCUCAUGUCUAUACCUCAUGAACCUUGAUAUGGUAAAGCUCUGGGGACCUCUGAUGAGUCUCCUCUGACCGUUCCCCACUCUGCAUGGCCAAGCACUUGAGGACUGAUGGAGACAACACACUGGGGCCACAAAUGCUACUGGGCUAUAUUCAUUUGCUAAGAUCAACAAGUCUCCAAAUAACCCCCAAUUUCCAUUGCAUUCCAUUUGAGUGAGAUGCUACUAACAGCCCCCUUCCCAGACAGAGGAGUCAAAGAAUAAAGCUUGCCUAGAGGCA